CCGGAAAUCCGUGCUUUUACUUUACCUACCAAAACAUCCACCUAACUUCAGUGCACAGUUCCCUGCCGCCUGUGCAGAUGCCGCGUUUGGAAAAGUCAAAAGGGACAAAAAGACUGAAAUUAGACUGGACAUUUGUUCAGAGGUUCUGCAGCAUCCAGAAGGUCCUGUUCCCAUCAUGGAUCAGUCAAAGUGCUCUGAUGUUUGGGACGCUGCUUGCUGUCACUCUGACAGAGCAGCUGAUCAUUUACCAAGUGGGUAUCCUCCCCAGCCACUUCUACAAUGUGCUGGCAGACAAAGAUAACUCAGGCUUCAAGAGUCUGGUGAGCACAGCUAUGGUGCUCAUCUUGUUCAACUCCACAUUGAAAAGUAUCGACCAGUACAUUUGCAAUCAGAUGUAUGUUAGCUGGAGGAGGACGCUAACUGAGAGCCUCCAUACGUCCUACUUCCAGGGCCGAGUCUAUUACACGCUUAAUGUACUCAGAGAGGAUAUAGACAACCCAGACCAGCGAAUCAGUCAGGAUGCAGAGAGGUUGUGUAAGCAGAUGAGCAGCAUGGCAAGUCGCUUGAUAGUGUCACCGUUCACACUGGCUUACUACAGUUACCACUGCUUUUACAGCACUGGCUGGAUCGGUCCUGUGAGUAUCUUUGGCUACUUUGUGAUUGGGACUAUUGCCAAUAAAAUCCUCAUGGGGCCGAUUGUGUCGACUCUGUAUGAGCAAGAAAAACUGGAGGGGGACUUCAGAUUCAAGCACAUGCAGAUCCGUGUCAAUGCAGAGUCUGCAGCUUUUUACAGAGCGGGUAAAGUGGAGCACAUGAGGACCGACCGCAGACUGCAGGCUCUGUUACAAACUCAGAAGAGUCUAAUAAACAAAGAGCUCUGGCUUUAUAUCGGGGUAAACACCUUUGACUACCUUGGAGGUUUCCUCAGCUACAUUAUAAUCGCCAUUCCCAUCUUCACUGGUCUUUAUGAUGGUCUCACUCCUGGGGAGCUCAGUGCACUCAUCAGUAAGAAUGCCUUUGUGUGCAUCUAUUUGAUAAAUGGCUUCACGCAGCUAAUAGACCUGUCAACCACUCUGUCAGAUGUGGCUGGAUACACCCACAGGAUUGGGGAGCUGAGGGAGGUGAUGGAUGAUAUCCUACACAAGCAGUGUGACUAUGACCCGGCGUCAGGGGAAAGCUACGACUUUGACAGUGACUUUAACGUCCACGCAGACCCUGUGGACACUGCCUUCAUCCUGGACCAUCUUUCAUACAAAGCUCCGUACUCAGACAAGCUGCUAGUGGAGGAUCUGAGUUUGAAAAUCAGCCAGGGAACACAUCUACUGGUGGUGGGGAACACAGGCACCGGCAAGACGUCACUACUGAGGGUCCUCAACAGACUCUGGGAGGCACACAGUGGUUUUGUCCAGAUGACCACAUGUUUCGGGCCCAGAGGAACCCUCUUCCUGCCCCAGAAACCGUACCUGACUGAUGGCACACUGCGUGAACAGUUGAUCUACCCAUUGAAGGAUAUUUACCCUGCAUCAGGAUCAGUGGACGAUGACAGAAUCAUACAAUUCCUGGAACUAGCUGGAGUGUCUAGUCUCCUGGAGCGGACAGGCGGGCUGGAUGCAAAGGUGGACUGGAACUGGUAUGAUGUUCUAUCUCCAGGUGAAAUGCAGCGUCUCUGCUUUGCACGACUCUUCUACCUGCAGCCCAAAUAUGCAGUGUUGGAUGAGGCCACCAGUGCUCUGACAGAGGAGGCAGAAGGACAGCUGUACCGAACCUGUAAACAGCUCGGCAUGACUUUGGUCAGUCUGGGGCACCGCAGCAGCCUGGAAAAGUACCAUGACGUCCAGUUGAAACUAUGUGGAGGAGGCCAGUGGGAGGUAACCAAGUUAAAAGGAGGCAAUGGGAGAAAAAGCCCUGAGAAUGCAAAGUCCUCUCUAUUAAAAUCCUGGACAUGAAGAACGCUUAAGUGUGGGAGACGAGGACAGAAAACACUCCUGAAUUCUUCAGUUAGUAACACUAGAGGUACUUUAAAACCCAGAUCCUCCAGUGGAGGUGGACAGCUGUGCUCAUGCAGUGUUUAUGUAUUCCUGUAACAUCAGGAAGGAAAGACUCAGUACAUCUUGUGUGCCUUUUUACAUUUGUUUUUUUGAUUAUGUUUACAAUCACUACAUUGGGAAUAUUAGUACCAAUAAUGUAACUCCUAUCAAGAGCAGAGUACAUCUGUAGAUUAUAUAGUAUUUACCUGAUUUUAUAACAAUGUCAUAUUUACAAUAAAAGCUAAAAUGUA
Cottoperca gobio is the source of this 2278-nucleotide messenger RNA. RefSeq names its product ATP-binding cassette, sub-family D (ALD), member 4 (gene abcd4). Bases 78 to 1946 code for a protein of 622 amino acids. Gene Ontology annotation, biological process: fatty acid beta-oxidation; peroxisome organization; very long-chain fatty acid catabolic process. Lineage: Eukaryota; Metazoa; Chordata; Actinopteri; Perciformes; Bovichtidae. The record is from RefSeq and is a predicted model, not a curated record. The transcript has 20 exons. Gene Ontology annotation, cellular component: peroxisomal membrane. Gene Ontology annotation, molecular function: ABC-type transporter activity; long-chain fatty acid transmembrane transporter activity; ATP binding.